GAAAGCGCCGAAGUGGCCGCGGCGUUGGCUUGGUCGCUUCCUGCUGUCCGCGGCCAUCCAAUUGCGUCGCGCCGGGAGGAAGGCGCUUCUCCUAUGAAUGGGAGUAAAGCUUCGUAAUAAACACGGAGCCAGCGAUAAUGUAGAUGGGAAUUUCAAAUCCAGUAUGGCUGAGAAGAAAACCACGGCAGGGCAGUUCUUGCUUCUCUUCCUGAUCACCGCAGUAGCCUUCACACAUUUAGCCAUUUGCCCGUUUACCAAAGUAGAGGAAAGCUUUAACCUGCAGGCCAUCCAUGACAUUGUGUACCAUAAACUGGACUUGGAGAAGUAUGAUCACCAUGAAUUUCCUGGGGUUGUUCCAAGAACAUUCCUUGGUCCAAUAUUUAUUGCUCUGCUUUCCAGCCCAGCCAUCUAUGUGCUGUCUUUGUUGCAGAUGUCUAAGUUUUAUUCCCAGCUAAUAGUUCGAGGAAGCUUGGGAAUCUGUGUGAUUUAUGCCUUGUGGCGGCUGCACAAAGAAGUCCGGAAGCAGUUUGGUUCCACUGUGUCUGUGGUUUUCUGUCUGAUCACUGCGACUCAGUUUCACCUGAUGUUUUAUUGUACUCGGACCCUCCCCAACGUGUUUGCCCUUCCUGUUGUUCUGUUGGCAGUGACAUCAUGGAUACAGCAAAAGCAGUUCCCAUUCAUCUGGUUCUCAGCUUUGGCGAUUAUUGUCUUCAGAGCCGAACUCUGUAUCUUCCUGGGCCUGAUGCUUCUAGUGAUGCUAUUCAGUAAACGGCUCUCCAUUCUAAAAAUGCUUUCCUAUGCCGUUCCUGCAGGAGCCUUUUGGUUAGGAUUAACAGUGGUUACGGACUCUGUGUUUUGGAGGCAAGUUCUGUGGCCUGAAGGAAAAGUGCUUUGGUAUAAUACUGUUUUAAAUAAAAGUUCCAACUGGGGCACCUCCCCUUUCUUGUGGUAUUUUUAUUCAGCCUUGCCUCGAGCUCUGGGGUGCAGUAUUCUUUUCAUACCACUAGGCGCAGUAGACAGAAGAACCAGAGUGUUGAUUCUACCUACUCUUGGCUUUAUUUUCUUGUAUUCAUUUCUACCACAUAAAGAACUUCGGUUUAUCAUAUAUACUUUUCCAGUCUUCAAUAUAGUGGCUGCCAAAGGCUGCUCCCGAAUACUAAACAAUUACAAGAAAUCGUGGCUGAAUAAGCUUGGGUCUCUAUUUGUUGUGGCGCACCUGGUAGCAAACGCUGCUUACUCAGGAGUGUCGCUGUAUGUUUCGCACUACAAUUAUCCUGGAGGAGUUGCGAUGCAAAUACUACAUCAGUUGGUGCCUCGAAACACAGACGUUUCUAUCCACAUUGAUGCGGCCUCAGCACAGACCGGAGUCUCUCGAUUUUUGGAAGUCAAUUCAAAUUGGAAGUAUGACAAGCGGGAAGACCUGAAACCAGGUGACCAGCUCAUGUUCUUGUACACGCACAUACUUAUGGAGAUGGACCCUGUUCACGUGUCACAUUACAAGAUGACCCACCGCAUAUUGGCACAAAUCCCUGGGACUAGUGGGAUUACCUUGAAUUUCACCACAUUACCUCCAUUUACUUUAAACUUGAGAUCCCAACUAGUAUUGUUAGAAAAGCUUCCUACUUCUCCAGGACCAUAAUUUUUUUUACAGACUACACACACAUUUUGGAGUGAAAUUAUUGCGCUAAUUCAAAACCGUAAGGCAGAAACAGUGAGAGAUCAAAAGAAGCACUAUUUUUUCUUUCUUUGAGCCUUCUGGUAUGUUCUAAGGGUGUGUACAUGUACGCAAUUAUAUAUAAAGUAGUUGUACAUAUUUCCAUAUAAUUGAAUGCAGAAAUGUUCUAUAUGUUUAUGAUGUGAUGUACAGCUUAAAGUUGAUACACUUCUAAUAAAAUGUGCAGACUUUAAAUGUAA
Eublepharis macularius is the source of this 1914-nucleotide messenger RNA. It is a transcript of the gene ALG12, whose product is annotated as ALG12 alpha-1,6-mannosyltransferase. Gene Ontology annotation, cellular component: endoplasmic reticulum membrane. Bases 98 to 1639 code for a protein of 513 amino acids. NCBI's taxonomy places the organism in Eukaryota, Metazoa, Chordata, Lepidosauria, Squamata, Eublepharidae. Gene Ontology annotation, molecular function: alpha-1,6-mannosyltransferase activity. The transcript has 10 exons. The record is from RefSeq and is a predicted model, not a curated record. Gene Ontology annotation, biological process: protein N-linked glycosylation.